CCUGAAGCAAUUGACGCCAUUUGUGUACCCGUCUUUAGACGAUCCGCAUCUCCCGAGUACAGACCUCGGCGAUACUCUCUGACCCAUGUGGCCCAACUUAGGCUUGUGAUAGACAUUGCGUCCACAAGCCGCCACACGCGGCCUCAACGAUUGAUGAAGCUUGCUAAAUCUCCGUUGAUGAUAUCGGCAGUGCGUCCCGCAAGACCUCGUGCCUUGGCAGUCUUCGUGCACACACUUUCUUCCAAGGAGCACGAGAGCAGCGAGAGUGAAACACAAUCUCAACAGCAUGCCUUCGCUUCCUCGUUCUUACACUUUACCAACAAGCUUCAAUAUGCCUUCUAAGAAAGACAGCAUCUUGGAUGCAGGUAAUUGGGACGAGAUCAAGCAAGAUGUCCCACCUCUUUCUCCAAUCCGACGCGGGCGAUCGAAGACCUGGUUUCUGGAUAUCUUCAGACCAUUGUGUAUGAGCAAGACGGGCGAUCCGGUCAAGAAAGCAAGGAGAACAGCUUAUCUUGACGGUCUUCGAGGAUUUGCAGCUUUCAUGGUCUAUUGGCACCAUCACCAACUCUGGGCUCAUCAAACAAACAAGACCGAUGAAGUUCUUCAGCAUGGAUUUGGAUACAACAAUGAGCAUCACUUUGCAAGCAUUUCAGGCAUUCGUACAUUAUUCUCCGGUGGCCAUUUCGCUGUCUCGAUCUUCUUUGUCGUUUCAGGAUACGUCCUCUCCGCGAAACCGCUAUCUCUCAUUCAGUCUGCUGAGCACAGCAAGCUUGGAGAUAAUCUAUCUUCGGCUCUAUUUAGACGAUGGCUACGACUUUACAUUCCAGUUAUUGCAACGACGUUUUUGUACAUGACUUCCUGGCAUCUCUUUGGACUCUGGACCGAUUCAGAACACAAAGGUACCUAUGGAGAAGAAGUCUGGAAUUGGUAUGCCGAGUUCAAGAACUUUAGCUUUAUCUUUACAGGCGGCGGAGAACCUUGGCUGAGUUACAACUUCCACGUUUGGUCCAUUCCCGCCGAGUUCAGAGGUUCAAUUGUCAUCUUUACAGCACUUCUAUCUUUCUCGAGAGCUACCAGGAAUGCUAGAUUGUGGUGUGAAGCAGGACUUAUCUUUUAUUUCAUGUACAUUGUGGAUGGAGCUUUCUGCGCCAUGUUCUGUGCUGGAAUGCUGAUCUGCGACCUCGAUCUUCUUGCCGACAGAAACAAGAUCCCAGAAAUGUUCACGCGUUUCGAGCAAUUCAAAGAACUUAUUUUCGUCAAUUUGUUUGUUGUCGGGAUCUACCUUGGCGGCAUUCCCAAUCAUGACGGAAAGUUGGAUGAGCUGAAGAAGGAGAAGGGAUGGUACUACUUAUCAUUCUUGAAGCCACAAGCUGUCUUCGAUUACAAGUGGUUCUACCUUUUCUUCGCAGCUACGUUCAUUGUGGGCUCGAUAUCACGGAUACCUCUGAUCAAGAGCUUUUUCGAGAUGCGAUUCAAUCAGUAUCUUGGUCGCAUCUCGUUCUCUCUUUACCUCGUUCACGGACCUGUCCUGUGGACCCUGGGUGAUCGACUUUACGCUGCUACGGGCUGGUUCAGAGACGUCCAUCAAGGUGGAAUACCGAAUUGGGUCAAUGCUUUGCCAAUGAGUAAAGCAGGACCUCUGGGCAUGGAAGUGGGUUUUCUGGUACCACACUUGAUUCUUCUGCCAGUUACUUUCUGGCUUGCAGAGCUCGUCACCAAGCUCUUCGACGAACCCAGCGUCACAUUCUCACAAUGGCUGUACGGAAGGACUUUGCGAGGUUCAAAAUUGUAGAGUUGUGUUUGAUUACCUAGACAUAGAAAGAACAUAGAUUAUCGCAAUCAAAACGUGCA
Mollisia scopiformis is the source of this 1851-nucleotide messenger RNA. RefSeq lists its product as uncharacterized. The record is from RefSeq and is a predicted model, not a curated record. Gene Ontology annotation, biological process: polysaccharide biosynthetic process. Lineage: Eukaryota; Fungi; Ascomycota; Leotiomycetes; Helotiales; Mollisiaceae. Gene Ontology annotation, cellular component: membrane. Gene Ontology annotation, molecular function: acyltransferase activity, transferring groups other than amino-acyl groups. The coding region runs from base 287 to 1792 and encodes 501 amino acids. The transcript has a single exon.